Stomoxys calcitrans (stable fly) is the source of this 1530-nucleotide messenger RNA. It is a transcript of the gene Orc4, whose product is annotated as origin recognition complex subunit 4. The record is from RefSeq and is a predicted model, not a curated record. Gene Ontology annotation, molecular function: ATP hydrolysis activity; DNA replication origin binding. Gene Ontology annotation, biological process: DNA replication; DNA replication initiation. The transcript has 2 exons. Bases 78 to 1454 code for a protein of 458 amino acids. NCBI's taxonomy places the organism in Eukaryota, Metazoa, Arthropoda, Insecta, Diptera, Muscidae. Gene Ontology annotation, cellular component: nucleus; nuclear origin of replication recognition complex.
CAAAGUAAACAAACAAAUUGUAAAUAAACCCAGUCUUGAUAUAAAUUCCAAUAUUUCUAUCAUAAAUCACAAAUAAAAUGCCCGAUGAUAGUGAGGAGAUACUGAAAACAAGAAAAUUCCUUAAAGCUCGUCUACUGCGAGACUACAGCACAUUUCGAGGACACGAAAAUGAGCACGACAAUAUUCGACAGCUGCUCAAAAGGACGGCUGAAAUGGGUGAAUCCAAUUCUAUGCUAUUGAUAGGACCACGAGGAUCGGGGAAGACCACAUUAAUGAAUGCGGUAUUGACAGAUCUCAUGAAAAACAAAGAUUUUGUACAGAAUACUCUGAUUGUUUAUUUGAACGGCAAUCUCCACACAGACGAUCGCUUAGCCCUUAAAUCGGUGACGAUUCAAAUGCAAUUGGAAAAUGCCACAGAUGGCAAGGUAUUUGGAUCAUUUGCAGAAAAUUUGGCAUUUUUACUGGCAUGCUUAAAGGCGGGCAAUAAGCGGUCAAAGAGUGUUGUUUUCAUUUUGGAUGAAUUCGAUUUAUUUUGCUCACAUCACAACCAAACCCUUUUGUACAAUCUCUUCGAUGUAUCACAAAGUGCCCAAGCACCUAUAUGUGUGCUGGGCAUUACAUGUAGACUCGAUGUCAUUGAGUUACUGGAAAAGCGUGUCAAGUCCAGAUUUUCUCACCGUCAAGUAUUUAUUUUUCCCAACGGUGAAGACUUUGAUGCUUAUAUUAAGCUGUUCGGAGAACUAUUAAGUAUACCCAGUGAAAAACAGCUGAAGGAACAAUCGGAGCGAGUAGCUGGCCUUAAACAUUUACAAUCUAAUGAAUUGACAUUUCAUCGUAAUCACUUCCAACCUUCCAAGUACAAAUUCCAUAAAAAAUACACCGAAUCAUGGAACAAACACAUAGCAGGUUUGGUGAAAAAUGCAAGCGUUACCAAAGCCCUACAAGCUGUAUUUGAUUUUGACAUCAGUCAAGCAUUCCUUAAAUCCUUCAUUUACCGUUUGGUGGCACACAUCAAUAAUGCUGCUCCCAUGAGUGCACAGAUUACCGCGGAAAGCAUUUCCCAAUUAGCUGCCUCCUAUGAAAUCGAUGACAAAGUGGAGCUUUUAUGUGGCUUAUCUGUACUAGAGCUAUGUCUCGUUAUUGCCAUUAAACAUCAUUCGGAAAUUUAUGACCGGGAUCCAUUCAAUUUCGAAAUUAUUUUUUCCAGAUUUAAUAAAUUUGCAAAGGUCUCAUCAACAAUGCAGGGUAUUGAAAGGCCGGUGGCAUUAAAAGCCUUUGAACAUCUGCGGAAUAUGGAACUCUUACUGCCUUUAACAGCGACAACCUGUAAAGUCCAAAAGGAAUUUGAAAUGCACAAAAUGGCUCUUACCUAUACCCAGAUAAAUCAAACUGUACAACGAUAUCAAGCACUGCCUACCGAGGUGCAACAGUGGUCACAAAGUUCUAUUAUUUAGAGUAUGUUAUUUAUUACUAUUUAGAUUAUUUAUACAAAAAAGAGAAAACAAAAUAAAGUCCAAUUCAUUUCAUUUA